Sardina pilchardus (European sardine) is the source of this 1771-nucleotide messenger RNA. It is a transcript of the gene mmp11b, whose product is annotated as matrix metallopeptidase 11b. The coding region runs from base 89 to 1600 and encodes 503 amino acids. Gene Ontology annotation, molecular function: metalloendopeptidase activity; zinc ion binding. Gene Ontology annotation, cellular component: extracellular matrix. Gene Ontology annotation, biological process: proteolysis; extracellular matrix organization; collagen catabolic process. Lineage: Eukaryota; Metazoa; Chordata; Actinopteri; Clupeiformes; Clupeidae. The transcript has 8 exons. The record is from RefSeq and is a predicted model, not a curated record.
CCGGCAGGACUCUCCCUCCGCCCUCUCUAUCUGGCCCGCGAGGUGUUCGCUCGCAGUGCUAGUGUGCGGAGCCGCUUCGAGCCAAAGGAUGAUGCGCGCGCUCCAAAUGGUCCUCUGCGCUUUGGCGCUGCAGGUCGUGUACCGCGUUCAUUCCCUUCCGCUAACGGAGAAGAAAAUCAGCCACAGGUACAAAGCAACGGCGACUUGGCCUGAGAAAUCUCCUCAUUAUGGACUCAAGAAGAGAAGCAGGCUGCCUCACAUCCAGGACACUCUGCAGGACGACUCGGGCGCUAUGAAGGGAAGCCACAGGAAGUCCAGCGUCUCCAGGAACGACACAGACCUGUGGAAGCGGCGCCGCUGUGGAGUCCCAGACUAUCCCGGCCAGACCCGAGGCACAGGGCUCGGCUACCUCCCCACAGCAGGAGCCCAUGGAGCACGUCACCGACGCAAGCGCUUUGUCUUAUUUGGAGGGCGGUGGGACAAGACUGAUCUCACUUAUAAGAUCAUGCGUAUACCCUGGCAGAUGAAUAAGGAGCAGGUUCGGCAGGUGUUGCAGGAGGCGCUGCAGGUCUGGAGUGAUGUCACACCCCUCACCUUCACGGAGGUCCCCAGUGGCCGCGCUGACAUCGUCAUCGACUUCACCAGGUACUGGCACGGCGAUAAUCUGCCCUUUGAUGGCCCCGGGGGCAUUCUGGCGCACGCCUUUUUUCCCAGAACUCACCGGGAGGGCGACAUUCACUUUGACUAUGAUGAAACCUGGACCGUGGGUAAUAAUAUGGGCACUGACCUGCUGCAGGUGGCGGCCCAUGAGCUGGGUCAUGUGCUGGGCCUGCAGCACUCGCUGGUCCCCGGCUCCAUCAUGUCGCCCUUCUACAGCUUCUCCUACCCGCUGCGUCUAAGCGAUGAUGACAAGCGCGGCAUCCAGUACCUGUACGGCUCACGCAGCUCCCCAGAGAGGACUCCGCCCCCGGUCAGCACAGAGACCAAUGAGAUCGAGCCUGCAGUGCCUGACGCCUGUCAGACGAGUUUUGACGCCGUGUCAGUGAUCCGAGGGGAGCUCUUCUUUUUCAAGUCCCGCUACGUGUGGCGCCUCCGAGACGGGCACCUGCAGCCUGGCUACCCGGCUCUCGCCUCCCGCCACUGGAGAGGAAUCCCAGACAACAUCGACGCCACCUUCGAGGACAAGACCGGGAACAUCUGGUUCUUCCAAGGUAAAAGUUAUUGGGUGUUUGAUGGGGAGCGUCAGAUCAGCGGGCCCGACUCCGUGCAUCACCUGGGGCUCCCCGUGACCCACCUGCAGGCGGCGCUGCUGUGGGGCGAGGACUCGGCCCAGAGGACCUACUUGUUCAAGGACGGGAGCUACUGGCGCUUCAACCCACAGGAGAACCGCGUCGACUCCACCCACCCCAGGAACAUGCACGACUGGAGGGGGGUACCCAGCCACAUCGACGCCGCUUUUCAGGACAAAUACGGCUAUGCACACUUCCUAAGUGGAAAGAGGUACUGGAAGUUUGACCCUGUGGAAGUGCGGGCGCUGGAAGGCUACCCGCGCUACGUGGGCAUGGACUUCUUCGACUGCCCCGUGUCACUGUACCAUUAGUGGUGAAGGAGGGUGACCCCUCUUAAGGAGAACUUUGGACCCCGACAAGAAGCCUCUUGGUGCUCCAACAUCCCAUGUUUGUUCUUGCGGACAAUGACAGGUUUCUCUCCCCUGAGCUUAGCCCCAUAUUUAUGUUGUUAUUGACACUCCAAAUAGUUCGAUCUGACCUGC